Messenger RNA from Schizophyllum commune H4-8, 753 nucleotides. RefSeq lists its product as uncharacterized. The coding region runs from base 38 to 451 and encodes 137 amino acids. The transcript has 3 exons. Lineage: Eukaryota; Fungi; Basidiomycota; Agaricomycetes; Agaricales; Schizophyllaceae. The record is from RefSeq and is a predicted model, not a curated record.
UGCUGAGCAUCAUAGGGACUGCGAUGUCCAUGACGAUAUGAUCACGAAGACCGGCCCACGCGACAUGCACCUCAUGCGCGUACUAGCAUGCGACUAUGUUCGUGCUCGCCGGCGCGAAAUCAUCGCGGAAGUCGACCGAGAGGUUCGACGCCUCGAAGACCGCAGGAAGGACAUCCAGUCGAGCAGGAAGCAGCUCAUGCGACAACUUGCUACGACGCUGGAGUUCGAUCAACAGGUGUCCGUCAGCUUUGUCGGUCCUCAGCUACAACACGAAGUUUCGUCUACUUUCUCCGAAUCCUGUGGAACGACGGGACAGUGCGUGUUCAUCACGGGCUCGUGGAUGGAAGGUGAAGAGGAGAAGCACGACGGCCUUCGUGUCAUACCCCGAGACAAGUUCAGCGAGGAGACGCUUCAAGAAAUCACAGUAUACUCCUCGAAGUUCCCCUAUUGAUGACGGGAAGGACUGUUCGCUGGCAUAGUGCACUGGAAUAGGCGGGUUGCUUUGCUUCUGGACCCAAUUCUGGCGACUGUACUAUGCGCCCGAACACGAAAGGUCGCCUGGUCACUGCCGCUUGGCCCGGGUUACGAGCACGGGCGCGAUUUUAGCGCUCGACGCGGCGUACGCGCAUACCGCGCACCUUGUCCUCGGCUACCCCGCGGCUUUGUUCCAUCUUAGGCAGGCGCUUUCGCGCAUCUCCCACCCACCUAGCAUCGUUUUGUCUCCGCUUUACAAAUACACGCAUUUUCCCGGUC